GAUGGUUGCAUCGAGCAGGGUGGCUCCAGGAUGUUAGGGGCUGUGAAGAUGGAAGGGCACGAGAGCAGCGACUGGAACAGCUACUACGCCGACACACAGGAGGCCUACUCCUCGGUCCCGGUCAGCAACAUGAACUCGGGCCUGGGCACCAUGAAUUCCAUGAACACGUACAUGACCAUGAACACCAUGACCACGAGCGGCAACAUGACCCCGGCUUCGUUCAACAUGUCCUACGCAAACCCGGGCCUUGGCGCCGGCCUGAGCCCCGGGGCGGUGGCUGGCAUGCCGGGCGGCUCUGCGGGCGCCAUGAAUACCAUGACGGCGGGCGUGACGGCCAUGGGGACGACGCUGAGCCCGGGCGGCAUGGGGGCCAUGGGCGCGCAGCCCGCGGCCUCCAUGAACGGCCUGGGCCCCUACGCGGCUGCCAUGAACCCGUGCAUGAGCCCCAUGGCGUACGCGCCGUCCAAUUUGGGCCGCAGCCGGGCUGGUGGCGGCGGAGACGCCAAAACUUUCAAGCGCAGCUACCCACACGCCAAGCCGCCCUACUCGUACAUUUCCCUCAUCACCAUGGCUAUCCAGCAGGCGCCCAGCAAGAUGCUCACACUGAGCGAGAUCUAUCAGUGGAUCAUGGACCUCUUCCCCUAUUACCGGCAGAACCAGCAGCGCUGGCAGAACUCCAUCCGCCACUCGCUCUCCUUCAACGACUGCUUCGUCAAAGUGGCCCGCUCCCCGGACAAGCCGGGCAAGGGUUCCUACUGGACGCUGCACCCGGACUCCGGCAACAUGUUCGAGAACGGCUGUUACUUGCGCCGCCAGAAGCGCUUCAAGUGCGAGAAGCAGCCAGGGACCGGGGGCGGGAGCGGCGGCGGCGCCAAGGGCGGCCCUGAGAGCCGUAAGGACCCCUCGAGCGCUGCCAACCCCAGCGCCGACUCGCCCCUUCAUCGGGGCGUGCACAGUAAGGCCGGCCAGCUAGAGGGCGCGCCGGCCCCCGGGCCCGCUGCCAGCCCCCAGACUCUGGACCACAGCGGGGCGGCGGCGACAGGGGGCGCCUCGGAGUUGAAGACUCCGGCCUCCUCGGCUGCACCUCCGAUCAGCUCCGGGCCUGGGGCCCUGGUGUCUGUGCCCCCCUCCCACCCGGCGCAUGGCCUGGCACCCCACGAGUCCCAGCUGCACCUGAAAGGGGACCCUCACUACUCCUUCAACCACCCUUUCUCUAUCAACAACCUCAUGUCCUCCUCGGAGCAGCAGCACAAGCUGGACUUCAAGUCAUACGAGCAGGCGCUACAGUACUCGCCCUAUGGCACCGCACUGCCCGCCAGCCUACCCCUCGGCAGCGCCUCGGUGGCCACGAGGAGCCCCAUUGAGCCCUCAGCCCUGGAGCCAGCCUACUACCAAGGUGUGUAUUCCAGACCCGUUCUAAACACUUCUUAGCUCCCUGGGACUGGGGGUUUGUCUGGCAUGGCCAUGCUGGUAGCAGGAGAGAGAGAGAGAAAGAGAGAAAUCAACAGCAAACAAAACCACACAUACCAAGCCGACAGCAGCAUAGUAAAAGCCCAACUAUUUUUAUUUUAUUUUUUUGUGCACAAUCUUUCCCCCAGUACAAAAGACUGUUACUUUGUUACUGUUGUUCCGAAUGCUUUGUGUAUAUUACUACAAAAAAAAACAACCCCAAACCAACAAAAAUUUUUCCUGCAAAGUUUAAUGAUCCACAAAUGUAUAUAUAUAAAAUCCUCCUACUUCCUUGUCCCUCUCCCUUUCUUUCCUCUUCCACCUGCAGACGUGUUCUAGUCUGUGCAGGAUUUAUUUAAAAAAAAGAAAGAUGGUCAAGCUUGUAAAAUAUUUGUUUGUGCUUUUUUUUCCCCUCCUCACCUAACCCCCAUCCCCACAUACACACACACAGGAGUUUACAGGUCUAUGGCAAUACUCUUAACCAUAAGAACUGAAAGGGUGGAAAACAAGUAGACACUAGGGCUGUUAAAAGUAUUGAAGGACAAUGCUGCCAUUAUGCAGCAAAACAUAAACAGAUUAUAAACAUCAGAGCCACUUGUUUUUCAGCUUACAUUUCGGAUACAUUCAG
Messenger RNA from Balaenoptera ricei (Rice's whale), 2077 nucleotides. It is a transcript of the gene FOXA1, whose product is annotated as forkhead box A1. Gene Ontology annotation, molecular function: protein domain specific binding; RNA polymerase II cis-regulatory region sequence-specific DNA binding; transcription factor binding. The transcript is spliced from 2 exons. NCBI's taxonomy places the organism in Eukaryota, Metazoa, Chordata, Mammalia, Artiodactyla, Balaenopteridae. Gene Ontology annotation, biological process: regulation of transcription by RNA polymerase II; cell differentiation; anatomical structure morphogenesis. The coding region runs from base 31 to 1431 and encodes 466 amino acids. The record is from RefSeq and is a predicted model, not a curated record.